CCCAACAACUACCAACGACUAUUACCAAAUGAUACACGACAGACAAUGUCAUCCAGAGUCAGCCUCAGAAGAUCAUGUCAAACGUGCGCAAAACUCAAGCGCCGCUGCGACCAGCGCUUACCUCAAUGCAACCGGUGCGCGGCGAAGGGAACCCCCUGCGAGUACAUCAACACGCCGUGGGCGGUGGGAAAGAGGUCCAAUGGGCCCCUAGCAAGCGUAAAGGCAACUAGUCCGAUGAACCGGCCAUUGCAUUUGGAGAUUAUUAAGACAUUCGAUGGGGCAAUCAUUCGAUUUCUGGUUGACGGCAUGCGAACAUUUCCAGUGACUUUCGCGCAGCAGAUGAAAACGCUGUUUAUUCAUCCCGACUUGUACAGGAGUUCGAGUCACUCGGGGCCAAUUCAGGAGAUUCAUACGCUUUGCAAGUCUUAUCAGAGUGAUGUUUAUUCGCCGCGGUUGUUCGGGAUUCUCCGACAGAAGGCAGUUCAGAUUCAUCGCCACGCUACCCACACCUCUUCAUUUGAGGAGCUUCUCUUCUGCGUGCAGGCUUUGAUUCUCUCACAUUGCAUACUGGCUUUUGAUGACCAGGAGAACAGCCAAUACAGCGAGGCGACUAGCACCAUGCUAACCAAUAUGGCCUUGAAAUUGUGGCACCAAGCACCCAUCCAACUCCCGCAUGCAAUGAGUGCGCGACGAGCUUGGCUUUUUGCAGAGAGUGUCCGGCGCACGAUUAUUAUCGCGUACAUGCUCUGCAGCGCGUACUCAUUCAGAAAAAGGAGUUUCUCGGUCCGCACGCCGUUCGUCGAUGCAUUGCCGUUCGACGUCCGGACAUCCAUGUGGGAUGAGUCGGUUGAUAGCGAGUGGGAAGAGAAGGCGCGAUAUGCGCCUGUGGCGAUGGUCUCCUUACGGGAAUACUCGGAUAUGUUGGAGGGUGGAAGGGUUCAUGGAAUUUCAUUUUUCGGAAGUUUGAUUCUUGCGGCUUGUAAAGGAUUACCAGCGAAGAAGGUUGCAUUUCCACCGGUGCAGGGUUACAGAGAAAUCUCUCUUUGAAGUCAUCAUUUGGCAUGAACUACUAAUGAAGAUAAUGAACACUAUAUCCAAUUAAUAUAUAGAAUAUAUGACUUGCACCAUUGCGCUCGAAUCACCGCAGAAACUGCUUAAGCACUUCCGUCAACCCUGCCGUCAAGUUUUCAUAAACGCUCUGCCUCUUCGGCUCAAACGCAUCAAAGAUCUCCUUUGCCGAACCAACCGCAAUUUGCUCCUCGCCUUUCAGCAGACUACUCCACAUCUCAUCCGCAAAUUCCUGCAACGGCAUCCCAAUUAAAUGCCCAUUCUCAAGAUCCGGCUGGUG
Aspergillus ruber CBS 135680 is the source of this 1348-nucleotide messenger RNA. Its product is annotated as Zn(II)2Cys6 transcription factor domain-containing protein. The transcript has a single exon. The record is from RefSeq and is a predicted model, not a curated record. Gene Ontology annotation, biological process: regulation of DNA-templated transcription. Lineage: Eukaryota; Fungi; Ascomycota; Eurotiomycetes; Eurotiales; Aspergillaceae. Bases 46 to 1047 code for a protein of 333 amino acids. Gene Ontology annotation, molecular function: DNA-binding transcription factor activity, RNA polymerase II-specific; zinc ion binding.